Paracoccidioides lutzii Pb01 is the source of this 1458-nucleotide messenger RNA. RefSeq lists its product as hypothetical. The coding region runs from base 1 to 1458 and encodes 485 amino acids. The record is from RefSeq and is a predicted model, not a curated record. The transcript is spliced from 3 exons.
AUGGGAAACCAAAGCAACUCGAAAGGGAAGGCAGUGAUGUACAACACAACGCCACCAUGUAGCCCUCCCAUCUUUUCCGAGAAUAGCGGAGGUAGCGCCCCCAACGGCUCAGACCCCAGCAUGAACACGCUUCAGGGUUCAGCUCCGCCUUCCUUCCGAGGCCCCGAUGGUCGCAAUCUCCUCAACACCAUUCUCGCCUUCAGUUCUAGAACAAACCGGAGCGCCACACCUCUCCAGAACGGGACACCUCUCCGGAACGGGGAGCUUGACGAAUGGGACUUUCACCCCGACGAACCCGACUCCGAUCGCAUCUUAACACCUUUUCGGAUCGUGCUGGGAGACAUCAGAGUUCGCCUCGAGCGCGGAGAAACGAAUUUGACGUUGAGUGGAUAUAUCCUAGAAGAUAUUAUAUUUGACCUCAAGUCUUCGGAUAGGGAGUCGCCAUCUGUUCGCGCAAUGAUACACGAUUUCGAAAAUCACCUGAUGGAGAAUGGUAUCGGUUUACACUCCAAUGUCACUACACCGGUGGAAUGCCCGAUUGACCCCGGCAAUGGGGAAAUGCCCUCGCCACAUCCGCAUUUGGCAUUGCACAAUUUCACGAGUAGGCCGACCGACUAUGAAACGGGAGGGCCUUCUAAUUAUUGGUUGCCAAAUGUUCCAAAUAACACCGCAGAUACGCCAAGGGAUCUUCCCCAUCCUCCCCACAUAAUGAAUGAGUUCGAAGUUCACCAGCCCGCGGGCAGUGAAACAUAUGAGGGGCCAGCAUAUGGAUCCCGUAGAACCCUUAACGAACAUUCUCUGAUGUACCAGCCAAGGACCGUGGCUCCAGAGCUAUCAAGAGUAGUCAUAGAUGAAACGCUCGAAUAUUGGGAAGAAUUCGAAUACAUCGAACAACCAGUGAGCUGGGAAGAUCCUGAACCAGAACGGAAUCGAGUUACAACCUCCAACACCAUCAAGGUGCGGAAGAAUUCUGCCAGUCCCUCAAGACGUUCAAUUCCAAUAGGCAAAACCCAAUCUCUUCGAUGCCCCUAUGUUGUACUCUCAAAUGUUACCAAUGUUUCUGUUGCAAUGGGGGUUGUCAUAUGUUUCUUUUUCCUAUUUUGUUUUGUUUUUGUUAUUUUUGGCCUAAAUUCGGACACCGUAUUGCUAGCGGAACACAAAAUUUAUCCGCUGGCACCAGGAGGAACACGACACCAUUGGACAAUACUGAGGAAUAUGAGAAAGGAUAAAAUACCUCGCGCCACCAGUCUGGAUCCGUAUACGGGCACAGAAACUCGCGUCGCAUACCACUUCUUGGUGGAUUCCCUCACUAAUCUUGAAUGGACCCUUGGAAGAGCUGAGAAUCCGGAUUGUCAUGACAAAAUUCGAGAACGCGGGUGCUGGAGAUCCUUUAAACGACCACGAAUCAUAAGUUUGAAAAACAUGGAGACAGGAAGUUGCCUUACUAUUUUCCAAUGA